CAGCGGUCCAUUCGUGCGUGUAAAACCGGAGUACCUCGCCGGGAGGGAGAAAACGUUUUUUCGGUUUAUGUUUGCAGGCUUCUCCCGUCGUAAUUAGCCCUCAUACUGCUGAAAUAACGUUGAAAAGUGGGUAUCGUUGGUACUCCGGGUUUUAUUAACGGCGGUGUGGCGCAACGCUGUAAACGCUGAGCUUAGGAUUUGUCACCUUGACUGCAGCAGCUGACUUAACUGCUACUUGUGUCUGGAGGAGUCGCUAGGCAGUUGCCGAAAGAAAACAGGCAGUUGCUAACAAGUAGUUAGCAAGUCCGCCAGUUAGCCUGUCAGCUAGCCUCCUCUCCCCUCUGCCACAGCAAGUCCCACCCUCACCAAGUGCGUGGACGUCGUAAGAAGCUGCAGCGGUGAAGUCGAGUGCUCUUUCCUCUCAAGUUAGCCAGCAUCGCUCUAUAGCUGGCUGGCAAGAUAAAAUAGCGUCCUAAACGUUAGCUACUUGACGCCAACAUAAAAUUGUUGGCUUUAACGUUGGACAAGUGUGUUCUGUGGAGGGAUACGCCGGUCGCUACACUGGCAAAGAGACUGGCUAAAAAGAAGAGGCGAAAUAAGAGAGAACAAGGAAGACAACGAGAAGGAGGGGACUGGCUAGUUUAGCCGGGGAGACAGAAUCUCAAAUAGAUAGCAAACGCCGCCACUGAGCCACGCACAGCCAUGAGUAUUGAGAUACCCGUGGGGUUGACAGAACUGCUGCAAGGCUACACUGUGGAAGUGCUGCGACAAAGGCCGUCGGACCUGGUGGAUUUUGCAGUACAGUACUUCACCCGUUUGCGGGACACUAGAAGUCAGGAUGGGGCCAGUGCCGGUGGCAAGAUGGGGAAAGGAGUGAUGUUUGAUGGGGAGCCAAUGCAAACAGAGUCUAACGGAGAGGAUGAUGAAGAUGAUGAUUCUGACUUUGAGCCUCCACCGCCCAGCAGAUUCAACAGGAGAGUGUCAGUGUGUGCAGAGGCGUUCAACCCAGACGAGGAUGACGAGGACACAGAGCCCAGAGUGGUACACCCAAAAACAGAUGAACAGCGCUGCAGACUGCAGGAGGCCUGCCGAGACAUCCUACUCUUCAAAACACUAGAUCAGGAGCAGUUUUCAGAGGUGCUGGACGCCAUGUUUGAGUUAAGGGUUCAGCCCCAGGAGCACGUCAUUGACCAGGGAGAUGAUGGAGACAACUUCUACGUCAUAGAGAGGGGUGUGUAUGACAUAGUGGUAACGGGAACAUGCGUGGGUCAGUAUAACAAUAAGGGCAGCUUCGGGGAGCUGGCACUCAUGUACAACACGCCACGUGCCGCCACCAUCAUUGCCACCCAGGAGGGGGCACUAUGGGGACUGGACCGUGCCACUUUUCGUAGGCUCAUCUUGAAGAACAAUGCCAAGAAGAGGAAGAUGUAUGAGUGUUUCAUUGAGUCUGUGCCCUUACUCAAAUCACUGGAGGCAACAGAGAGGAUGAAGAUAGUGGAUGUAUUAGGAGCGAAGCAGUUUUCAGAAGGCGAGCGCAUCAUCACACAGGGUGACAAGGCCGACUGCUUCUAUAUUGUAGAAUCUGGGGAGGUCAAGAUCAUGAUGAAGAGUAAAACGAAGGCGGACCAUGCAGACAACGCGGAGGUGGAGAUAACGCGCUGUAGCAGAGGUCAUUACUUUGGGGAGCUGGCCUUGGUCACCAACAAGCCCCGGGCUGCCUCAGCCUACGCAGUGGGCAGUGUCAAGUGUUUGGUAAUAGACGUGCAGGCGUUUGAGCGCCUCCUGGGCUCCUGUAAGGAGAUCAUGAAGAGGAACAUCGCCCACUAUGAGGAGCAGCUGGUGGCCCUGUUUGGCUCCAGCAUGGACCUGAGAGACUGAGCCUCCCACACCACCCUCCGUGCCUUCUACCACACACACACACACACACACACACACACACACACACACACACACACACACACGCGUCCUCUCUCACAUCAUGCAGUGGCUAUACAGAGUCGUAGUAAGCUUCACACAGGCCGUGCAAACACAAUUGGCUCACUUGCAAGUACAUAAAUGCCCACAAAGUAUGAACACACACUCAUACAUGUACACUGACACCUAUGUAGGCAAUGAGAGAUGCCCACUUCAGUUAGUCUGCUCACCCUCGUGCACAUACUUGCUCAACACACUCCUUGAUAAGCUCACAUUGUAGAUGCACACCCAAACAAACACACAGCUAGCUAGAGGCCACACACCUUGUGGAUUGAGCCAGCUUCAACCUCUCAGUAUGAAUGUCUUUACUGCAGUGACCUUAACACAGGUAACGCAGUGUGAGGACAUAAAAUAUACACAUGCACACUCACACUCCAUACACAUGUUUAAAAACACAUCGUCAUGCUUCAUUUGUGCAGGCUUUGCAUUCACAUGAGCACUUAAACAACUCAAAGUUGUUCCAAAAAGCCUCAGUAAAGGACACAUCACCAUGCAAACAGACACACACACACACACACACACACACAGGGGUACAGAUACUCAAAAACACAUAGGUUACCACACUUGCAAAAACAGACAUAUUGUGGUAAAAUGGAGAUGAAAAACUUUAAAAAUCUCUGAAAAGGAAAAUGAAUGAAAAAUGCAAAAAAAAGCAAGAAAGUUUAAAGACAGAUAAGUUUUAGAAACAUUUUAUGAAGAUAAAAAACAGAAGCUUUGAUAAAAUAUUAUUUAAAUACAAAAAGUGUUUCCUCUUUGGGAGGCCGGGGUGCAGAACUUUGUGGGCGCGCUCCAUUUCUUCCUCUACUGUUGUUGAUUGAGUUGAGUUGAGUUGAGUUAGUGCUGGUGAUUAUUGCAGUACCACAGAAGAAGCAGUGAAAACAAUAACAACCCUACGUUUUCUGGGCCAUUGUUAUUCUAUCAUUGACGCCACACUUCAUUGUAUUGAAUUAAUUAUUAAUGUAUUGUUAUUAUAUAUUCAUUUAUUAUUUUUUGUUUUACUUUGACCAGUUCUGAUAAAAUUCACCAUCCAUCUCUGACAAAAUGUAAAAACAGACAAAAAAAUUCUAAUAAAAACAGUAGUGCUUAUUUCUCCUUGAUUAUCCUUGAAUGAGUUGUCCUGGAUUAAAAAAGAAAAAAAUAAAGCAAACAUUUUGU
Molecule: messenger RNA, 3129 nt
Organism: Chelmon rostratus (copperband butterflyfish)
Lineage: Eukaryota; Metazoa; Chordata; Actinopteri; Chaetodontiformes; Chaetodontidae
Gene: prkar2aa
Product: protein kinase, cAMP-dependent, regulatory, type II, alpha A
Exons: 11
Coding region: 703-1878 (391 amino acids)
Biological process (GO): regulation of protein phosphorylation
Cellular component (GO): cAMP-dependent protein kinase complex
Molecular function (GO): cAMP-dependent protein kinase regulator activity
Source: RefSeq, a predicted model, not a curated record